This is a messenger RNA of Rhipicephalus microplus (southern cattle tick), 1918 nucleotides long. Its product is annotated as monocarboxylate transporter 12-B. Gene Ontology annotation, molecular function: transmembrane transporter activity. The record is from RefSeq and is a predicted model, not a curated record. Lineage: Eukaryota; Metazoa; Arthropoda; Arachnida; Ixodida; Ixodidae. Gene Ontology annotation, biological process: transmembrane transport.
AGAGCGUCGGCGUGCCGCGUCUUCCUGGGCAUUAUUAUCGGGCAUGAGUUCCAGCCAGGCAGAUAGUCGGCGCAGCGGCCGUAAGCGGCGUAAGACUGGGCCGGACUCACGCUACAGUUGGGUGGUUGCUCUGGCGUGUGGCGGUGUGAAUGUCUUCAUGCAUGCCUCCAGCAAAGUGGUGGGCCUGCUUUUCUUCGGCAUGCUCGACCAGUUCACCGAAAGUAGAGAGACGGCUGCGUGGCCACUUGUCCUCAACAACACGCUGCUCAACGUUGCAGCGCCAGCCUUUGGUUUCCUGUCCAAGUUCUUCCCCAUUCGCAACAUCAUCCUGCUGUCAUCGGCGAUCUCAUCGGUGUCCGUGGCGUUGUGCUUCUUCGUCUCGGACGUGUUCUACAUCUCCCUGCUUUUCGGCGUUAUACAUGGCGCAGCUACCUGCGGGGCCGUGUUGAUGACACAGGUGUGCAUCAACCAGCACUUCAUACGGAGGCGCGGUACGGCGGCCGGCGUUGUGUCGGCCAUCUCCAGUCUCAACUGCGUCAUAUUCCCGCCACUGUACGAGUACUGGGUGAGCCACUACGACCUGCAUUGGAGCUUUUUGCUACUCGGCGCCAGCAUCUUGAACUCUAUGGCGUUCGGCUUGCUGGUGCGUUCCCCAAGCUGGCUGAUCGUCGACCCGGUGGACUAUUCUAAACGCCGCAAGAGCAUAUUCACGCGCGCCAACGUGGCCAACAAGGGUCUGGCUAGCUGGAUCACGCACUUCAGUGAGGAUAACAGUGACUCGUCCGACGAAGAGGGGCACCUGGAGGCCUCUCGCCACCUGUCGGGCUCGGUGCGCUACUUCUUCAGCGAGGGUGGCGGCAUCUCCACCGCGGACAGCCAGACGCAGAUCGAGAUGACGCCCGUGCGCCCCGUCGCCGGAAAUCAUGGGCAGGUGGCGCACCAGCUGCUCAUCCGCACGCCCGACCCGUUGGUGACCAUUCCGACCGGGUACACGCUCUGCAAGCCCCUGGAACCAACACGUGGUGGCCACUUUCAGCUGAAGCAGGAUGACGACGAGGGCGACAAGAGGCACAAGUUCUGGAAGGUUGCAAAGACCUUCCUCACCAUCUCCUUCUGGCACCUGACGCUCUCGCAAUUUCUCGUGCAGUUCGGCCUAGGUGUGUUUUUACUCACCAUUAUCGACUUUUCAAAUGACUGCGGCAUAGGUGCAAAGGACUCGGUGUUCUUCAUGACGUCUUUCUGCAUCGGGGACAUGCUGUCCCGUGUGCUGACAGGUCUCAUUGCCGACAGAGGAUCAGUCUACUUGGAGUUUGUGGUGGCCUUAGCGUACGUUCUCCAGGGCGUCUGCUACGAGUUCAUGUGCUACAUUAAAAGCUACCUUUACCUACUCCUCUUGACCCUGGGCAUAGGCAUCAGUCACGGCUCGAGGAUCUUCCUGCUGCCCAUUUUCCUCACCAGAAGCUUCGGACUUCGGGGACUCUCUGUCAAUCUCAGUGUCGCUACCUGCAUCUGCGGUCUCUUGGCAUUAUUAAGACCGUUGCUCAUUGGCUACUUCAGAGACCAACAGGGCACUUACAAGGGUCUGUAUCAUCUCAUCUGCAUUGUGAAUAUGGCAGUAGCCGUCACGUGGUUCAUCAAAAUGCUACUCAUCCGCAAGAAGGACAGAAUCCAACUUCAAGGAAUCUAGAUAGCUGACCAUGUAAUUUUUAUAAUCAAGGACUGUGAUCGUGUCGACGAAAACGAUGGCUAUCAAGAUCGCGUUCGGCAGAACUAUUUAGUAAUUCGUAAUUCCUCCGUACCUGCUUGCAGCAAACGAAUCCAACAAUGCUUUGCGAGAAUAAACAUAUUUGGUUUUUCCCUGCACUGAGCAAGAUGUAAGAAAGGAGAGAGAAAGAGUAAAAAUAUAGUCGCGCAAGGC